Lobosporangium transversale is the source of this 1041-nucleotide messenger RNA. Its product is annotated as DNA glycosylase. Gene Ontology annotation, cellular component: nucleus. NCBI's taxonomy places the organism in Eukaryota, Fungi, Mortierellomycota, Mortierellomycetes, Mortierellales, Mortierellaceae. The transcript has 6 exons. Gene Ontology annotation, molecular function: 4 iron, 4 sulfur cluster binding; purine-specific mismatch base pair DNA N-glycosylase activity; adenine/guanine mispair binding. Gene Ontology annotation, biological process: base-excision repair; mismatch repair. The annotation marks the transcript as partial. The record is from RefSeq and is a predicted model, not a curated record.
AUGGAAGAUCUAGUAACGGAUGCUGCUCGGGUCCGUCUUUCUAAUGGGAAACAUUCUUUCAAGUAUCAUCGCUUUUUGGGAAAUGAAUCUCGGAAACGAGUUCAUGAUGAUAUCUUAGCCUGGUAUGACAUUUAUCAUCGGAAAUUACCUUGGCGGCAAAUGGAAGCUUUAUCUAUGCAAGAAUAUGAAAAGCAACAUCCUGGUCAACGCGCAUAUGAGGUUUGGGUGUCGGAGAUCAUGUGCCAGCAGACUCAAGUCGCCACUGUGAUUCCAUAUUAUAAUACAUGGAUGGAGAAAUGGCCUACUAUACAUGAUUUGGCUGCUGCAGACCUUGAGGAUGUUAAUAAGGUUUGGACAGGGCUGGGGUAUUACUCUCGUGCUUCACGCCUGCAUUCUGGAGCACAGAAGGUCGUCAAAGAGUUCAACGGUGUACUACCAAGGGACCCUGUGGUACUAGAGAAGGAAAUCCCAGGGAUCGGGAGGUAUACUGCAGGCGCAAUCGCAUCGCAUGCAUACAAUGUACCAGCAGAGCUCGUGGAUGGUAAUGUGAUACGUGUGCUAUCACGGCUACGUGCCAUUGGAGGAGAUGUAAAGAGCCCUAAGGUUAUUGAUCUUCACUGGCAAAUCGCCAAGGAAUUAGUGCAUCAAGAUCGUCCGGGAUGUUUUAAUCAAGGACUAAUGGAGCUUGGUGCUGUAAUCUGUACGCCACAGAACCCUCAAUGCGGUAAAUGUCCUGUGCGGACAAGUUGUAGGGCUUAUGCGGAGAAACGUCAGAUAGAGGAAGAAGAUGGAGCCAUCGUCGGAAAAGACGAUAGCGAUGAAUGUACAUUAUGUUUGCCUGCGGCUGAUGUAGAGAGCAAAGAUCAAGGAAUAGUGACACAAUAUCCACGAAAAGCCAUCAAGAAAGCCCCGAGAGAUGAAGAGUGUGCAGUGUCUAUUUUGGAACGUGUGCGCAGCCUUGAGUCGGGAGAGUCUAUAUCAGAAUUUUUGUUGGUCAAACGGCCUGAUAAGGGCCUUCUGGCUGGGAUGUGGGAGUUCCCA